UUCACUAGCUCACCUGCAACCUCCAUGGUGUUGCGAGCGCGAGGUUAUUAGGGAUGUUCUUAUCAACGGCCAAAUCUUCUGCUGGAAGCUGCGGAACAUGCUCUCCUUCGCAAAAAGAUUACGUUCCUACGUGCCAUGCCUCCAGUCCGCGGCUCACCAACUGCGGUGGGCCCGAACGGACGCCGGCCCACCAAGGCGGCGGGGCAGGACUUCGGCCCUGGCCAAGGUGAAGGCGGAGGAGAAAUCGGAAUGGUGGAUAGUAGACGGCGAAAUGCACGAGAUCGGCGACCACGUGCCGCCUCGUGAGCGCUUCGUUAUUCCGAGAGAUAACAUCCCUAAUAAGCGUCGGAAGCAGCUCAGAGAACAGUUCAUGCGUCGGACUCGCCUCGUUCUCAAGGAAUCGGAGCAUGAGCCAUGGUGCAAAAGAUACAUGGAGCUGUAUCAGGAACUCAGAGAGAACUGGGAGAGGUUGUAUUGGGAUGAAGGCUACUCCAAAAAAAUUGCCCAAGAUCAUGCCAAUUAUGAGUCUGAAGAUGAUGAUCAAGACUUCUCUCCCUACAGGAGUAGGCGAUCCAAUGCUGAGCAAAUGAAGGGAAGGGGUUCUGGGAGUAGGCAAGGUGAUACUUGGGAAAAGGUCAGCCAAAUUCGGGAUAAGUUUGAAUAUGACAGGGAGAGAAGAAUGAGAGACAAAGCAUUUGCACCCAUGAAUAGAGGACCUAUCUCAGACUGGCAUGAUUCAAACUCUCAAAACCGGCCAUUUGAUGCUGAGAGAUACUUUUCCGAGUCUGAAGAAGAAGAGAAAGAGAACUACUAAAGGUUUACAGACUUGUGAAUAUGUUUUGGCAAGAAGUUUGUGGUGGUGCUCAAUUCCCACUUCAUCUCAUCCUCUAUAUAUGCUGCCACUCUGCAGCUGCUGUUGAAGUAUACUCCUGCUGUGAGCUGUGAAUAGCUUGCUGAAUAUUCAGAAUUUUGCAGAACUUGAGGGGAAAUCGUAUUGUAAACGAUAUAGUGUCUCUUCCUUCAGAGAUACGGUUUUGCUUCCAACUCCAAGAGGAAUAUAAGUGAUUUGUAACUUAUGGGAAAAUUGUGUUCUAAACCAUAUAACAUAGUUUCAUUACGGCUGUAUGAUUAUGUGGUCCGAAGUUGAAGCUUUGGUCCUUUUCACUGAAUCAAAUAUUUUCUUUUGGGAA
Messenger RNA from Ziziphus jujuba (common jujube), 1190 nucleotides. RefSeq lists its product as uncharacterized. The coding region runs from base 98 to 814 and encodes 238 amino acids. The transcript has 5 exons. The record is from RefSeq and is a predicted model, not a curated record. Lineage: Eukaryota; Viridiplantae; Streptophyta; Magnoliopsida; Rosales; Rhamnaceae.